Molecule: messenger RNA, 1143 nt
Organism: Olea europaea var. sylvestris
Lineage: Eukaryota; Viridiplantae; Streptophyta; Magnoliopsida; Lamiales; Oleaceae
Product: probable leucine-rich repeat receptor-like protein kinase At1g35710
Exons: 1
Coding region: 10-1143 (377 amino acids)
Molecular function (GO): protein binding
Source: RefSeq, a predicted model, not a curated record
AGCACAACCAUGAUAAAAUACUAUAGUUUCGCACUUUUCUUCUUCCUUAUCUUUAUUGAAGCUGUAGCUUCUACUUCUUUUGCUGAAGCUAAUGCUUUGCUGAAAUGGAAAGCCAGUUUUAUAAAUCAUAACAACUUGAUACUAAAAUCAUGGAAUCUUGAUACUAAGGAUUCCGCCAAUCUUUCUAGCGGUCCAAAAUCAAGUUCCAGUCCAUGCAAUUGGUUUGGAGUUUCUUGUAUCAACGGAAGUGUCAAUAGGCUGAACCUCACAAAUGCAAGCAUUCAAGCCUUCUUCUAUGAGUUCCCGUUCUCAUCUUUCCCAAAUCUUGCUUAUAUAGAUCUCUCACUCAACCGCCUCUUUGGCAUCAUUCCACCUCAAAUUGGUAAAUUCUCCAAACUUGUCUAUCUUGGUUUAUCAACCAAUCAGCUUAUAGGAACUAUCCCAGCACAAAUAGGAAAGCUCUCAAAACUCAACUAUCUUGAUUUAUCAACCAAUCAGUUUACAGGUCAAAUUCCAGCUUCGUUGAGUGGAUUAACUAGUUUAAGAACUCUGUAUCUCCAUAUUAAUCAACAUUCUGGUCCCAUUCCUCCUGAGUUGGGGAAGUUGACUACGCUGCAGGACCUUGCAUUGAGCAAGAAUCAUCUAACGGGUCAAAUUCCAGCUUUGUUGAGUGGAUUAACUAGUUUAAGAACUCUGUAUCUCCAUAUUAAUCAACUUUCGGGUCCCAUUCCUCCUGAGUUGGGGAAGUUGACUACGCUGCAGGACCUUGUAUUAUGCAAGAAUCAUCUAACGGGUCAAAUUCCAGCUUUGUUGAGUGGAUUAACUAGUUUAAGAACUCUGUAUCUCCAUACUAAUCAACUUUCUGGUCCCAUUCCUCCUGAGUUGGGAAAGUUGACUAUGCUGCAGGACCUUGCAUUGAGCAAGAAUCAUCUCACAGGUCAAAUUCCAGCUUUAUUGAGUAGAUUAACUAGUAUAAGAACUAUGCAUCUCUAUAAUAAUCAACUUUCUGGUCCCAUUCCUCCUGAGUUGGGAAAGUUGACAUCGCUCCAGGACUUUGGAAUUGAGCAAAAAUCAUCUCAUGGGUCAAAUUCCAGCUUCAUUGAGCAGAUUAACUUGUUUAAGAACUUUGUUUCUCCAUACUAA